This is a messenger RNA of Physella acuta, 1941 nucleotides long. Its product is annotated as putative G-protein coupled receptor B0563.6. Gene Ontology annotation, molecular function: G protein-coupled receptor activity. The record is from RefSeq and is a predicted model, not a curated record. Lineage: Eukaryota; Metazoa; Mollusca; Gastropoda; Physidae. Gene Ontology annotation, cellular component: membrane. Gene Ontology annotation, biological process: G protein-coupled receptor signaling pathway.
AUGGAGCUAAGUGACUCCGUACCAGGCUACUAUAGAAAUGACAACCUGAACCAGCACGACCACCAGGCAACAGCCAACUGCCUCAACCAAACAGCCGGCUGUCUGCUGAACAUCACCAGCCUGUUUCUCGACGAGAUGUCGCGCAACAUCACCGAGCGACUCCUCCAGCCCCACAGCUACGAGAUGUUCAACGCCACCUGGGCCGGUUCCUCCUCCACCUUUACGGCAGCGGGGACGACGCCCAGCGAGAAAAUCGUGGAUUAUUACCUGUACGUCAACCUGACCAGGAGGUCGGAUAAUCCCCAGAUUAGAAGGAUGGACCCAGACUCGCCGCAACAAAUGGUCAGCAGACAAGUUCUUGAUAAGACUACCCUCAUCUUUGUGAUGGUCCUCAUCCCGUGCUUCUCCGUCUUCGGCUGUGUGGGUAACGUGCUGAGCCUGCGGGUGCUGGUGCACCACCGGAUGAGGAACGCCACCAACAUGGUGCUGGCGGCCCUCGCCGUGUCCGACCUGCUCUUCCUGCUCCACGCCUUCUACUUCUCCUUCCUGCGCCUGUACGUGCAGAGAAACCCUGUGGCGGGGGAGAACCUCAGAGCCAUAACGUUCCCAUUGCUCGGCAGUUACGGAAGUGUCGUCACAGCUCGGAUCACCACCUGCCUGACCACCAUGCUCAGCGUGGAGAGGCUGAUAGCCGUCUACUUCCCCAUGAAGGCCAAGGUCAUGUGCAGCCGGGCCAUGACCGUCACGUGCAUCCUGCUCAUCUACCUGGUGACGCUGGUGGCCUUCAUCCCGAUGGCGCUCAAGUACCACAGCAGCCUGGAGGUACGCAACAACCAGACCGUCUACACCACGGGCCUCACCAAACUGGGCAACAACACGCUCUUCUUCAACAUCUACGGCAACAUCCUCAACAUCGCCUUCCGGUUCAUACCCAUCCUCGUCCUCAUCUUGGUCAACAUCCUCAUCGCCUGCGCCAUCCGACGAACGUGGUCAUUCCGUCGGUCCAUGCCCAGCGGCGGCUCCGCGACCUACGAGCAAAACCGCAUCACACUGAUGCUGCUCAUGGUGUCUUUAAUCUUUCUUAUCUGUAUUUUACCCGGCGCUAUUCACAGCAUAGUCAACCAGUUCAACACAGAGUACAACCGUAAAGCCUCACAGAGCAACAUUUACAAUAUUUUCGGUAACGUCACGUACUUCUUAGAGACGGUGAACUCGUCUGUGAACUUUGUCAUCUACAUGGCGUUCAGCGCCAAAUUCUGCAGGACGUACAAGCAGAUUUUCUGCUGCACACAACAGAUCAACACCAGGGGCUCGGCCAGGUCCGUCAUCCGAUUUUCUGCACGACCUCAGAUCGGAUCAAGGUCAAGCAUGACGAGUUACCGGGAACUUUACUUCUUAAAUCAGCUCGGUAAAGGGAAAAUAUCCAGCUUCAAGGACCGAGAACUUAACGGAAAUCCUAUUCGGAAAAACGGGUUUGUUGCUAACACAGGGACCAUACACGAGGAAGGGAGGAUGAAAAUAUUCCGAAGCAGGUAUUCCAUCAGUGAGAGCUACAGCGGGCAUAGCCAUAGCGGGCAUAGCAGCCAGGGUAAGGUGGAGAACUCUAAGGGUGAGAGGUACAGCCAACACAGCGUCCACAGUAGCCACAGUGCCGAGCCCACGGCCGAGGACAUGUACAGUUGACGGUGUUAUUCUGCAUUUGUGUAGACCCACACUACACAUUUGCAUGGACACAAGCCCUAGUCUGAACCAGGACAUGUACAGUUGACGGUGUUAUUCUGCAUUUGUGUAGACCCACACUACACAUUUGCAUGGACACAAGCCCUAGUCUGAACCAGGACAUGUACAGUUGACGGUGUUAUUCUGCAUUUGUGUAGACCCACACUACACAUUUGCAUGGACACAAGCCCUAGUCUGAACCAGGACAUGUACAGUUGACGG